UUGGAUCGGUCGUGGUUAGCGCGAAGAAUCGUCCACCGUUUUCGGAUUGAUUGCCCAUCAAAGGCAAGUAAAAAACUAAAAACAAAUUUUUAAAUUCUUUUAAAUGCCUGCGUCCAUAUGGCUGUUCGCGAGCUCCGCAAAAACGCAGUGUGAUUGUUGCUAAGUGACUACGAAGUGUGAAAAGUGCUGAUUUGUGCCGUUAGUUUUAAUAUUUCGGCUGAAGAGAUGUGUGUCAGCAGUGGCAUAUGUGCAGAAAAGGUGUUAAAGUGAGCUGUGAAUGAUUCGUUGAUUAGCUUUGGAUACGAAACGACAGCCGGAAACGGAAGUUCGAGUCCAUGCGUUGAAAAGACGCAUGGGCUGAGCGGCUGAGAAGCUGCGAGGUGGUGGUGAAAAGUAAAAAUCGCAAUUUGCAUUCGUUAAAACCUUAAGUGAAAGUACAAAUAACCCGUUAGCGAGACGGAAGCAAUUACGGGUCGCAAACUUCCGCGCCUAAGAGUUAGCAGGCGCAUAUCAGCGCUCGUCUUGCGUUGGCCGUCGGCCACCCGGUCAGUCGGAUAGUCGUUGGGCCAUUAGUGCCGCUGAUGCCACUUUUAUGUAAUUUUUAUGUGUUAUCUUAAGUGCAUAAUCGUCAACAACAAUUACAACCAGUGGACCUCGGUCAACACUUUUCCACUUGCAGCCAUCAGCGCGUGGGAAAGCGCACAAUCAUACUUUCGCCAGCCGUCCGCAUCAAACGUCAAACUUAGGACUUUGAAAGCGGCAAAUUAGUGUCUAUAAUGACAGUUUGGCCUUCCGAUGCAAAUUCCAACGAAGACCUACUCGCCAUCAUCUGGGCAAUACCAGCUGGAAAGAAGAAUGGCAAUGGAAAUAACUCGUUGCACAAAAUCGCCAAAAAUGUACCGUUAAUGAUGACGCGUAACGAAAUUCACAAUCGAAUGGCACAAAAAAUGCCAUAUGCGAUGUAUUACAGCGCCAAUCGCUACGACAACAACAAUAGUCCAUAUGACACUGGCAACAGUAGCGCGCAGCUGCUACAUGCACCCACAAUAACAACAGUGACAACACUAACUGAUUCGACACACACGAGUAAAAUCAUGUAUGACGAGCAAAACCUGGAAGUCAUCAAUCGCUCACUCUUGCUGACGACAGCUGUCAGCGCCACCGCAACGCCCGCCAGCGGCAGCAACAACAGCAGUCCGCUUCAAACGGGGUUUAUAGCCAACAUCACUAAUAACGUCGCAACUGCCAUUGACGCGGACGAGGAAUGGGCGCGGUUCUACGACCUGAUGCUGUCGUGGCAGGGCAUUUGUCUAAUUGCUGUCUUCAGCACUUUCAUUGUGGUUACCAUCAUCGGCAACACUCUCGUCAUAUUGGCCGUCAUAACAACGCGUCGCUUAAAAACGGUCACCAACUGCUUCGUUAUGAGCUUGGCCAUCGCUGACCUUCUGGUGGGUAUAUUUGUGAUGCCACCCGCUGUAGCUGUCCACUUGAUAGGCUCCUGGCGUCUGGGAUGGGUGCUCUGCGACAUUUGGAUAUCACUGGAUGUGCUGCUCUGUACGGCAUCUAUACUGAGCCUGUGCGCCAUCAGCGUCGACAGGUACUUGGCCGUUACGCAACCUCUGACCUAUUCACGCAGAAGACGCUCCAAGCGAUUGGCGUUCAUAAUGAUUCUGGUUGUUUGGGUCCUGGCUUUGGCUAUCACGUGCCCGCCGAUGUUGGGUUGGUACGAGCCAGGGCGACGCGACCUAAGCGAGUGCCGUUACAAUCAGAACGAAGGAUAUGUGAUUUUCUCCGCCAUGGGCUCAUUCUUCAUUCCGAUGGCCGUUAUGAUUUAUGUUUAUGCGAGAAUUUCAUGUGUUAUUGCGUCGCGCCAUGACCACAUGACGGACAUCAGUGUACAUAAUAAGAAGUUCAAGCGCUACACAGCCGCCGAUGUAGAAAAUGACAUUGACCAUGACUUCUCUGAGCAGGAGCUCAGUUCGGGCCACCGAAAGCAGGCAGCAGCCCGUACAUUUUCAAACCAAACCAUCGCCAAGGAGUUGCAUGACGUGAUGCUGUGCGAAGGUGAGGCUGGCGGCGCCACUACCACGGCAGCUACUGACGGCAGUGGCAAUGAUAACGGCAACGAUGGUGGUGGUGGUGGUUCUUCACCUCAAUGCCAUUCUCUACUUGCUCUAAGUACAGCGAAUGCCAAGAAUAGUUGCUAUGAAUUAACGCGUCCGUCGUCUUUAAGGCGCACUCCGACAUCGUCCUCCACCACGACCGUUAUGACAAGCGGUUGCGGCGGUGGCGGUGGUCUGAACAUUCCCGCAGUUGGCAAUACAAGCUUAAGUGAUCAGCACUGGCCGGCACGUACGCUUAGCGUGCGACACAACCAUCAUUUUGGUGCUUCCGGCGGCGGCAGCGGCUCAGGCUUAAACGCGAUUGCUUCUGCAGCCAGUGCGACCACAUCGCCGCAUUUGCAGCCGGAAGCGGCUGCACUGACACGUCACACACGCAUACAACAACAACACCAUCACCACCACCCCAAAUCCCUUUCGAAUCGCAUCACUUCGCUGAAAAAGGAGAAUAAAACUACGCAAACGCUCAGCAUUGUUGUGGGCGGUUUCAUCGCCUGUUGGCUACCAUUCUUCGUAUACUAUCUGAUAACCCCCUUCCUGGAGGGGCAUCAAGUAAGUCAAACGCUGGCGAAGGGACUCACCUGGCUGGGUUGGUUCAAUAGCGCCAUAAAUCCCUUCAUUUAUGCCUUCUACAGUGUUGAUUUUCGUGCGGCAUUCUGGCGACUGACGUGCAAGCGCUUCUUCAGUGUCUCCAUGAAACCACAAUUUCCAACGAACACUAUGUCCAUAAGACGAUAGUUGAAUGCGCAGAAAAUAUGUUACGUAUAAAUAGUUAUAUCUAGCUUAUAAGUGUAGAGUAAGGAAAGGGGAAGAAGGAUUGGAAUAUCUUUUUCCAUAUUGAAAUUCAUUGAAUUGGAAUUCGGUAAGACGACGUGGCAACGAUUACUUGAGGCUUUUGUGUGCUGGGUUCAGGUUACAGUUCACUUCAGUCCUGCACUGACUUAGCAUUCAGGUCUUUCAGAGGUUAAAACAGUGCGUAGAUCUAAUAGUAAACUAGUAGCUGAAGAAAGGGACCUACUAAUAGUUUUGAAAAUGUGUUGCCAAUUUUUUUCCACAUAAUAUUUAGAAAUUGAGCCUCUCUUCAAAAAAUACAGUCGAGCAAAUUAAAAAUUCUGCGCAACUGCUCCAUUUCACAAUUAAAUAAAUUAAGGUAUGUGAAGUCUCACCUUUUUGCACUGAAAACAAAACGAUCUCUUUUUCAAAUUUUAUCAAAACCGUUUUACCGCCGACGAAUGAAUAAAAUCAUCGAACCGAACGUUCACAUUGACUUGACGAAAAGCCCUUAGGGCCGCAUACAGGACUGCAACAAGCGUCAGUAGCUCAAGGGCAACAGUUGGAAUUCAUCUACGCCUCUUAAUGCAAAUCGAGCUCGCUCACAUGCACCAAUACAUAGGCGCAAGCUCACCAAUAUCUGAAUGAAUGUUUAUGUGUGGCGGUUGCCACGCUAAACUGAUUUCAAAUCUGUAACGUUGGCAUAUUUACGAGUCCGUUUUUAUUUUUCUAUGCAAAGUUGAAUUGCAAAUUGACUGUUUUCGUUAUUUUGUUGCUCUUUCUUUGUAUGCACCACGCCGAACACACAAACCGAAAAAACACACGAGCUCACAUGUAGUGUGGAUCACUUCGAAUGCGGCGCAAACGUUUUGCUGUGGCGCGAAAAUGGCCGAGACGCAACGUGACUGGCAUUCGCUCCGCAGCAGCGUGUGUCGCACUAAUGUAAUUUAGUUGCACGGAAUUUGUGGAACUGCCAAAGCAAAAAGUUAAACUUUCGCCUGUCAGACGUUUGUUCGUUCGAAAGUUGCGUUGCAAGAAAACAAAAACAAUAAACGCAAAAAUUGGAAAAUCGGGUGCAAUGCAGCACAAUAAGCUGCGGGGCGGGUGAGUAAGGCUAGCUUUUGCUAUAACAUACUUUAGCUCAACAAAGCUAAGCAGAUAAAAGCGUCCGCGGCAAGUUUGGUGGAAACUUCUAAUUAAAGUUGCCACGGGCGAAAGCGCGAAGUUGCGCAGGUAAGCGGCUCAACAGUGCGUAUAAGUAACUUCGAGAUUUUCCCAAUAAUUAAAGAACAAAUGAGCCAAAUAAUAAUAUAUAAUGUAUGUAUUUUCCAUGUAAAUAGCUUGCCGAAGGUCUCUUAGUGAAUUCAGUUUGUUUGCUAAUGGAACAAGCUCAGAGUUGUAAUUAGCUAGUUCACGUAAGCACGUACAAAAUCAUCAAAAUUUCUCACCAAUUCAGUUCUCUAAAGCACUGCUUUCACAGAAACAAAUUUGAAGUAAUAAUUAGAAAUGGUAAAAAAUCUUUGGGCACACGUAUUUCGGACUAUACUCGUACAUACCAUUGUAUCUGAAUUAUGAAAACAGAAAACUUUAUUUAGACUUUUAUUUUGCGAAAAUUUUAAUUAACUUGGUAAUUGCAUUAUAACUAGAAGCAAUACGAUCGUUCAAAUUGAAAAACUAUUUCCAUGAAAAGAUUGUAUUUAAGGCUUCACGUUAGCAGUCCACUGUGAAACUUUUUUUGUGAAAAGUGAAUUUUCUGCGGAGGAAAAGAGCUAUUGAAAAUGAAUUUGUAAUAUUGUUAGUCCAAUAAGAAACGUUAUUUUAUUUCCUUCUUUAUUUAAGUUCCAUAAAUGAGAGCGAAAAUAAACGCGCUAAAGUACUUCAAGUAAUCUUUACAAGCCGAGCUCGCGAAGCUUGGUUUUAUAGUUCCUUUUAUGACUUACAUACAUAAAAGCAAAGGUAAAUAUUUGGUUUUCUCAUUCUGACUUCGGGAAAUAAAACACAUAGGUUAAACUACACUGGCCGACAGUCACAUCAUACGUAGACUCUCUGGUGCUUAAUAAUGCCAGGUGCUUUUUGCGAACUUUAAACGCGACAUGAUAUCUAAUUUUGAUACUUCAACCAGUCACUUGAACUGCGGAACUCCUAGACAUCUAAAAUGAGCUCUAGAGAAGGCUGGACAGAAGCAUAGAAAGUGUUCUAGCUCUAUAUAAUCUAUCUCAUAUACCGCUGUUACUAAUGCCUUGUGUAUAUAAGUUAUUUUUCCGCUACCAUUUUUAAUACUCCGCAUAUGUAUAUCUAAUACUUAGUACUUCCGUAUACUUGUAAUUUAUUAAACUAUUACCUCAGGUUUAUCAAAAACCUUUUGUAAAUUCUUAUCUCCCAUAUAUACAUUCAUAGAAAGAUUAUGAGGUAAGGAUACAUAUUUCUGAAUAUUAGUACUUUCUAAGUUCUAAUAGGUCUAUAGAAUUUAAGGUUACUAGAAUAGCAGGCAAGAAAUGAUUUUUUUAACUUAGAUUGGAGCAUAGUGAUUUUCCGAAAAGUUCAAAAAGUUCUGUGAGGUGUAGAGCAAAAUCUGAUUCAAAUUACUAGAAAAUAUAAUGUUUAUUCACCUUGAAUUAAUAACAGCGAAAACCUAUUUGUCGAAAUAUUUUUUUCCUAGGCUGGUAUGUUCCAUUAAUUUUUUUUGUCGGGAGCAGUGUUUUUGAUUGGCAAAAAUUAUUCAACGACGGACCACGUCUUCGACGGUCAUCAACAUCAGCGGAUGAUCAACACUUUAAUAAAAUAAAGGGGUAGAUGCUAGAGCAUCGACGAUUAAGACGAUUAACAGUCAGAGAUCUCACUGGCAUCGUUGAAAUAUCGGAAGGAUCAGUGAAAAUCUAAGAAAAGUGAAAGCACGAUUAGUUCCAAAAUCACUAAAAUUUUUCGGAAAACAGUGUCGCGUUAACGUCUGGGAAAUGACUACCAGGAUGUCGUGAAACAUACUAUUACUGGCUAUGAGUCUAGGAUCUGUGCUUACGACCCGGAAACAGACGACAAUCCGAAUUCUUUCCGACUGACCAAACUGUAAACAAGGAAACUAUUUGUGUGUUUUGCGUCGUUUGCGCGAAGCUAUUCGUAAAAAGAGGCCGGAAUUACUCAUCGUCAAGUCGUGGUUUUUGCAUCACAAUAAUGCACCCUCGCACCCUGCCUUGAUCCUUCGUGAGUUUUUCGUCAAAUUUUCAAUAAAUAUCGUGCCACAACCACCGUAUUCGCUUGACUUAGCUUCAUGGGACUGCUGUCUAUUCAGCAAACUCAAACGACCGCUUCGGGGAAACCGUUUUGAGGCAACUGAAGACACUACAUUUGAAUCGCCACGCGCUUUGAAGGCUAUUUCGGAAAUUGACUUUAACAACUGUUUCGAGGAUUGAAAAAAACGUUGGCACAAGUGUAUUGGGGCCAAGGGAGAUUACUUUGAAGGGGACGAUAUAGAUUUUGAAGAAUAAAUUAAGAACAUGAAAAUUAUAAAGAAAGUCUUGCUAUAUUUUGUUCACAGUUGUAGAACCGCUUCUUCAAUGCUACCAAGUUUUAUUAUAAAUGUAGAAAGGUAUUUUGAAUUUAUUGGGGCUGUUUUCCGGCUUCCCACUUUAACUGAAUGUUAAUAUUUCAGACUCU
Messenger RNA from Bactrocera neohumeralis, 6542 nucleotides. Its product is annotated as dopamine receptor 2-like. The record is from RefSeq and is a predicted model, not a curated record. Gene Ontology annotation, molecular function: G protein-coupled receptor activity. NCBI's taxonomy places the organism in Eukaryota, Metazoa, Arthropoda, Insecta, Diptera, Tephritidae. The transcript has 6 exons. Gene Ontology annotation, biological process: adenylate cyclase-activating adrenergic receptor signaling pathway. Gene Ontology annotation, cellular component: membrane. Bases 777 to 2858 code for a protein of 693 amino acids.